UAUAUGCUCGACAUCUGUGGUUUUAAGAAAGAAUAAAAAUUAAAUAAAACAAUCGAGAUUCGAGAAUUAUACUCAAGUAAAAAAUACAUGUUCUUUAAAUGUUAAUGUAUUGCGAAUAAUUCUAAAGUUAAUAGUGGUAAUAAGAUACAUUUAUACAUGUGAAUGUAAAAGUAACAAUGAAGUAUUAUUGCGACUGCAAAUGAAAUAACAUAGAAGUUCAGAGUUUUAUUUAGUGCAUUAGUUAACAGAUACGUUGCCGCAAUGAUGAAGAGUACUUUACCUAAAGAUAAACCUGGCAAAAUGAGGAUCCGAGCUUUCCCCAUGACUAUGGAUGAGAAAUAUGUGGAGCGCAUAUGGAGUUUACUUAAGAAUGCAAUACAAGAAAUACAAAAGAAAAAUAACUCGGGGCUUUCAUUUGAGGAGCUUUAUAGAAAUGCAUACACCAUGGUUCUUCACAAACAUGGAGAAAGACUUUAUACAGGAUUAAAAGAAGUUGUUACACAUCACCUUGAGACAAAGGUUCGUGAAGAUGUCCUUCAGGCGCUCCACAAUGGGUUUCUCCAGACAUUAAACAAUGCUUGGACCGAUCACCAAACCAGUAUGGUCAUGAUACGCGACAUACUCAUGUACAUGGAUAGAGUUUACGUACAGCAGAAUGAUGUAGAUAAUGUUUAUAACUUGGGACUCAUUAUAUUCAGGGACCAGGUUGCCCGCUACGGUUGCAUCCGUGACCACCUGCGCCAGACCCUUCUAGAGCUGGUUGCUCGUGAGCGUCGCGGUGAGGUCGUGGACCGUCUCGCCAUAAGGAACGCCUGCCAAAUGCUCAUGGUGGUCGGCAUCAACUCGCGCACCGUCUACGAAGAGGACUUUGAGAAGCCCUUCCUGCAUCAGUCCUCUGAAUUUUAUAGGAUGGAAUCUCAAAAGUUCCUAGCUGAGAACAGCGCGGCGGUGUACAUAGCCCGUGUGGAGGCCCGCAUCAGUGAGGAGGCGGAGCGUGCGCGGCACUACCUGGACGAGAGCACUGAGCCGCGGAUAGUGGCCGUCCUCGAACACGAGCUCAUAGAGAGACAUAUAAAGACCAUUGUUGAGAUGGAGAACUCUGGUGUUGUUCAUAUGUUGAUGCACACUCGCACAGUGGAGUUGGCCUGUAUGUACAAGUUAUUGUCCCGUGUGGACGAGGGCCUGCGCACUGUAGCGGACGCCGUGUCAGCACACCUCAGGGAGCAAGGCCGCGCCCUCGUCACUGACACGCAUAGCAACACUAAUGCCAUAGCAUACGUGCAGAACCUACUCGACCUUAAAGAUAGAUUCGACCACUUCCUCCACAACUCGUUUAACAAUGAUAAGAUAUUUAAACACAUGAUUGCUUCAGACUUUGAAUACUUCCUCAACCUGAACAACAAAUCCCCGGAGUUCCUAUCAUUAUUCAUUGAUGGUAAACUCAAGAAAGGCGAAAAAGGCAUGAGUGAACAAGAAAUAGAGGCAGUCCUGGACAAAACGAUGGUGCUUUUCCGUUUCCUUCAAGAGAAAGACGUGUUUGAGCGUUACUACAAACAGCAUCUGGCCAAACGUUUGUUGCUCAAUAAAUCUGUCUCAGAUGACAGCGAGAAAAACAUGAUCUCUAAACUGAAGACUGAGUGCGGAUGUCAAUUCACAUCAAAGCUGGAAGGAAUGUUCAAAGACAUGACAGUCUCCAAUACUAUUAUGGAAGAGUUCAAAGAGCAUGUGCUUCAAUCAGGGAACAACUUGCACGGCGUGGAUCUGUCCGUGCGUGUGUUAACGACUGGUUUCUGGCCGACGCAGAGCGCGACGCCCAAGUGUAACAUACCCACGGCGCCGAGGAGUGCAUUCGACGUGUUCAGAUCGUUCUAUCUCGCAAAGCACUCCGGUCGUCAGUUGUCCCUACAGCCUCAGCUGGGUAGUGCGGACCUCCACGCGACGUUCCGCGCGCCCUCUACCGGCAGUCCGCCCCGCUCCCCGCCCUCCGCCCCCGCCGCCCCCGCCGCCGUCCGCAGGCACAUCAUACAAGUGUCCACCUUCCAGAUGUGCGUGCUGCUACUGUUCAAUAAACGCGAACGACUCACCUACGAGGAAAUCCUGAACGAGACUGACAUCCCUGAAAAAGAUUUGGUAAGAGCAUUACAGUCACUAGCGAUGGGGAAACCGACACAGCGCGUUCUGAUCAAACAUCCCAAGACCAAGGAGAUCGAACCGUCGCACCAGUUCUACGUAAACGAUGCCUUCACCUCCAAGUUACAUAGAGUUAAGAUUCAGACAGUAGCAGCGAAAGGUGAAUCGGAGCCGGAGCGUCGCGAGACACGCAACAAGGUGGACGAGGACCGGAAACACGAAAUAGAGGCAGCCAUUGUGAGGAUCAUGAAGGCCAGGAAGAAAAUGGCGCACACAUUACUUGUGGCGGAGGUCACGGAACAGCUCCGCGUGCGGUUCCUCCCGUCUCCCGUCGUGAUCAAGAAACGUAUUGAGGGUCUCAUAGAACGGGAAUACCUCGCGCGCACUCCCGACGACCGCAAGGUCUACACAUACGUCGCAUAGAGUCUUCUGAGAUAUUUCACUUCUACCGGCUACUCUCUAGCGACUUCUGUUCCUCCUAAUAUAUAUAUUUACGUUUGUUCGUCCCUCUUGAUGUAACUGUUCGCUUAUACGUUCCGACCGUGAAUGUGCACCGUUCUAAUUUUAUCAAAGAAAAGAAUGUUACAGAUGUUGAUGACAGAAAAUAGAUAUCUUACAAUGAAAGGAACAGAGUGUAAAUUGUUAUUAAUAAUUGGAAUAUAAAUACAUUAAAUAUUACAAAUUCUUUUGAUAGUCUUAUAAUGUUUUAAAUAUAAACAGGCUUCAACAAUCAUUUGCUGUUUAAAUCUUUGUUUUGCAGAACAUCUGUAACAUACUUGCUUGAUGUGGCUGACCCUCAAUUAUCGAAGUAUAUAAAUGUAAACAAACUUUAAUUUGUUGUUUUACUAUAGUUAGAACAAAUUAUUCCUUAAAGAUCGAGUACAUACAGAUUGAAUUGUUAUCAAUGUAAAAAUAUUGUAUAUACAAAUAUUGUGGCUUGAGUUAGAUCUGGUUGAUGUGUACUAUAAGCGAUCCUCAUAAUUCCUUAGAACAGCUAUGUUUAAAUUAAAUUCUCUUUUAUAUAAACUAGUUUCAUUAAACCGCACCUCAAUAACUCGGUCUUUGACUUGGUGUAAACAUAAAAUGGGAUUUAUUUUCAGGCCACCACAGGUCCAACUCAGAAGGGUGAAAGCCAAGAUAAAGUGAUAGAAGUAAUAAAAGUGUUUAAAUUAUUGCAAAAUAAAAAUUAUUAGUUAUAAAAUGAAA
Danaus plexippus (monarch butterfly) is the source of this 3336-nucleotide messenger RNA. RefSeq names its product cullin-3 (gene Cul3). The coding region runs from base 262 to 2553 and encodes 763 amino acids. Lineage: Eukaryota; Metazoa; Arthropoda; Insecta; Lepidoptera; Nymphalidae. The transcript is spliced from 16 exons. Gene Ontology annotation, biological process: protein ubiquitination; ubiquitin-dependent protein catabolic process. Gene Ontology annotation, cellular component: Cul3-RING ubiquitin ligase complex. Gene Ontology annotation, molecular function: ubiquitin protein ligase binding. The record is from RefSeq and is a predicted model, not a curated record.